This is a messenger RNA of Monoraphidium neglectum, 741 nucleotides long. RefSeq lists its product as hypothetical. The record is from RefSeq and is a predicted model, not a curated record. Gene Ontology annotation, molecular function: protein serine/threonine kinase activity; ATP binding. NCBI's taxonomy places the organism in Eukaryota, Viridiplantae, Chlorophyta, Chlorophyceae, Sphaeropleales, Selenastraceae. Gene Ontology annotation, biological process: protein phosphorylation; intracellular signal transduction. The coding region runs from base 1 to 741 and encodes 246 amino acids. Gene Ontology annotation, cellular component: cytoplasm. The transcript is spliced from 7 exons.
AUGCUCAUUGCCGAGCUUCUUGAGGCACAACAACAGCAGCAUCAACACCACCCCACGCUGCUGCGGCAGUGCCGCGAGCGAGUGCCGACAGUAGCAGCAGAGGUGGCGCCAGCGCCGGCUCCGCCGGCGAAGGCGCCCACCAUAUUUGCGUCGCGCGCCAAGUUCACGCCUCGGUGCCCUGUAUGGCUGAAGAGCUCCCGCAGCAGAUCCAACCUUCUGAAAAGCUUCACUUUGGAGGAGGUGUAUGAUGCCGACUACAGCAGCAUCCAGAUCGCAACCCCAAAAGCAGCGGCGACCCAGGUGCGGCGGCGGCGCGCGCCGCCGCCGCCUGCCUUUGUGACGCACGGCGGCGAUGGCAGCGGCGCUGCCUUGGAUGGUGCCCCCAGCGGACCCCACAAGUUGGUGAUCAAAUCCUUCAAAAAGUCGAAGCUGCUGCAGCGGCCAGACCUCCAGCAGAAGCUCAAGAUGGAGUGGGACCUGCACACGGCGCUGCUGGACCACCCAAACGUCAUCCAGGCCUACCUGGCCACCGAGGAUGAGGGCAGCGUGGGAUUGUUCAUGGAGUAUGCGGGCGAGAGCGACGCCUACUCGUACCUGACAGCUAAGCAGCGGCUCAGCCUGCGGGAGGACGACGCGCGGCAACUGAUGCACGACGUGCUGUCGGCGCUGCAGCACAUGCACGACCUGGGCUUGGCGGCGGGCCGGUCGCAGGCGGCGGCGGCACCUGGCGGGGCCUCGUAG